UACAGGGUGUAUAACACCAUGUACACCGUGUACUAUGUCAAUCAUAAAAAUCAUAGAUUAAAUGCCUAAAAUCAACCCAUAACGAACGCUUCACCUCUCCCCGCUCACUCCGGAUAGAAUUCCCCGCCGCCGCCCGCCGAGCUCUCCGUCGCGUCGUGUAUAAAUAAAGGCCCGGAACACGCGAAGCCGCUAGCCAGUACUCGUGCGGCACUCGAUCGUGGUGCUUCGCUGUUCGUUCGUUGUGUUAUCGUAAAUUCUACAAACUAACCGAGAAGAUGACCGGUCGCGGUAAGGGAGGAAAGGGUCUGGGAAAAGGAGGAGCCAAGCGCCACAGGAAGGUACUUCGUGAUAACAUCCAGGGUAUCACGAAGCCCGCCAUCCGUCGUCUGGCUCGCAGAGGAGGCGUGAAACGUAUCUCCGGUCUGAUCUACGAAGAGACUCGCGGUGUCCUCAAAGUGUUCCUCGAGAACGUGAUCCGCGACGCGGUCACCUACACCGAGCACGCCAAGAGGAAGACCGUCACCGCCAUGGACGUCGUGUACGCUCUGAAACGCCAGGGUCGCACCCUGUACGGUUUCGGAGGUUAGACCGUGUCUAUCCGCCGCGGCCUACGUGUCGUCCGUCGACCAGCUAUUCUACAGAACCUACACUAUGGUGGACGCGGGUGCGUCGUGCGUUCGUGUACUCUCUAUGUGUACACAGUAAUGUAUCGAUUCAUGCCUCGUUCAACCAUACGUAGGUGCAUGUAGAUAUGCGCCACAUUAAAAAAAGGCCCUUUUCAGGGCCGCA
Helicoverpa zea (corn earworm) is the source of this 789-nucleotide messenger RNA. Its product is annotated as histone H4. Gene Ontology annotation, molecular function: DNA binding; structural constituent of chromatin; protein heterodimerization activity. The transcript has a single exon. The record is from RefSeq and is a predicted model, not a curated record. Lineage: Eukaryota; Metazoa; Arthropoda; Insecta; Lepidoptera; Noctuidae. Gene Ontology annotation, cellular component: nucleosome. Gene Ontology annotation, biological process: nucleosome assembly. The coding region runs from base 276 to 587 and encodes 103 amino acids.